AUGCACUGGACCACCUCUACUCUCGUCGCUUUGGCGUUUGCGAGCCCGAUUUCUGCCCUCAUUCGUUUCCAGUGCUCUCAGCUGGUCGUGGAGCGCCUUGAUCCGCUUGUCACACCGGGACAAGUUCCCUCCCCGCAUGUUCAUCAGAUUGUUGGAGGGAACUCAUUCAACGCAACCAUGGCCCCUUCUAAAGACAUGCCUGGAGAAAGUACAUGUACAACUUGUCAAUUCUCCGAGGACUUCAGUAACUACUGGACUGCUAUAUUAUACUUCCGAGCCCGCAACGGGACUUACAAAAGGGUACCUCAACGCAGCAAUGCGGGUUUCGAUGGGACCACAGGCGGUGGAAUGACGGUCUACUACAUGACGGACCCUCUGUACGACUCUCAGCCAAAGUCAAAGGUCUCAGCCUUCAAACCAGGUUUCCGGAUGUUCGUGGGCGACAUCAACGCCAGGACCAAGGAACAAGCUGCUCGCUUCCGCCAACUCACUUACACUUGCAUGGAAAACGCCGGUUCUCGCGAACACGAAGUCGUGCACUUUCCACAGAAGCCUUGCAGCUACGGCAUUAUGACCUCGGUGCGCUUCCCUACUUGCUGGGAUGGCGUCAACCUGGAUUCUCCCGACCAUAUGGCCCAUAUGAGCUAUCCGGAGAGCGGCACGUUCGAAUCUGCUGGCCCGUGUCCCAGCACUCAUCCUGUCAGAGUAUCGCAAGUCUUGUUCGAGGUUAUUUGGGAUACUUCCAAGUUCAACGAUCCCGCCGACUGGCCUGAGGAUGGCUCACAGCCAUUUGUUUGGAGUUUUGGGGAUCCAACCGGCUACGCAAACCAUGCCGACUAUGUCUUCGGCUGGAAGGAUGAUUCGCUGCAGAAGAUUCUGGACACGAGCUGUUAUGCCACGAGCUGCGGAGGGAAGCAGCAAUCAAUUGCCGAAAUGAACAAGUGUGCCGGCUUGAAGAAGACUGUGGAUGAGGAUAUCGGCGAGGAUACAUGGUUGACUCAGCUUCCCGGUGGCCAUGCGGCUGAAUGA
Molecule: messenger RNA, 1029 nt
Organism: Paraphaeosphaeria sporulosa
Lineage: Eukaryota; Fungi; Ascomycota; Dothideomycetes; Pleosporales; Didymosphaeriaceae
Exons: 8
Coding region: 1-1029 (342 amino acids)
Source: RefSeq, a predicted model, not a curated record